Messenger RNA from Leptopilina heterotoma, 1368 nucleotides. RefSeq lists its product as uncharacterized. The transcript has 2 exons. The record is from RefSeq and is a predicted model, not a curated record. Bases 601 to 1341 code for a protein of 246 amino acids. NCBI's taxonomy places the organism in Eukaryota, Metazoa, Arthropoda, Insecta, Hymenoptera, Figitidae.
GCAGAUCAUGAAAAUCUGUAAUUCAAUAAGUAGUUCACUAAGGACUCACUACCAAGAAGAAAGCGCUAAGAGUAGCCCUCACUUGCAGAGUGUGUCAGUUCAGGAAACGCCGUCAAGUUAGUCCGGAAGUCACCACCGAGUUAACUUUGCGUCUUCUUUGUGUCAGUCCGGCAAUCGCCAUCAAAUUAACUAGUUGUGUACUGUCAUGGAGUUUCUUCUUCGACUCCAGCUCAAAAAAUCUCUUCAAGUACCAAGUUCCUUCUUUGAUUCUUGUCUUAGUCAAAUUCAUUCAAGGAGAUAAUUUCUACUGCGAGGCACAUUUCUAUUUUUCUAAGGACUGCAUUACCUCGACAUCAACGUCAAUAUUCAAUUUGGAUGAUCAGAACUAUAAAAGAAUUUAUUGGAGAUUUCAACCCUAACUACAAUUCAAAUGAUUUCAACUGUCACGUAUUUAGAAAGACUGAGUAAUUUUCUGCACCUAAGUUACAAUCUUGAUGUAAAUAACAAAAAUAAUUCGUUGGCAAUUAUUAAUUCAUUUGUAUAUUAUCUGCUUACCUACGAAAAAAUGAGAUUGAUUCAAAUUUUUUGACGCAUUGGUUAAUGAACGAGAAUGUUUACUAUGAUGCGGCUAAUGACGAAAAAAUAAAAUACCAGAGAAAUUUUAAAACAACUUUAUUCAAUUACAUAAUUUGUAACGUCCUCUUUAAAAAUUAUGGAAAUCUUUAUGGUUUUCUGGCGGAAAUUUAUCGACACUACGAAGGUAAGCAGACAAUUAAAAUGCUUCUCAGAAAUGCAAAAUCUAAAUUGAAAGAAAUUAGAGAUUUAAAUUCAUCAGAAGAUGUUGCACUAUAUGACGAAGUAAUCGAUGUAAUAUCGCACCGAUUAUUCAUUCCACACUUUCCAAUAGUGAGAAAAGAUUAUUAUUUAGAUUCAGUGGAUUUUAUUUAUGCACAAGCAGGCAUCAUUGCUGGGAAUGAAUUUAAUUCAACAAAUAAUUGUCCAAUUAAGGAGGUAAUUCGUUUUCAAGAUGCUGCCAAGGAAAUGUUUUUGGAUCUUCAUUUAACUGAUAAGGAAACACAAAAUUUCUUGAAAUCGAAUGGAAUAUCUUUGAGGACUCUAGCUCUAAAGUCCUCUAUGCUAACUAUUUUAAAAGCUAAAGUUUCGAUGAAAAAAAUUAAUUUACAUGACAUGGUAAAUAAUAUAGGAUAUCCAAAAAUUCCAGGAGUUGAUGAUGGUUAUAAGUUAGGUGACAUUUUUGGAGCUGAUGGUUUAAAAUCAAUAGAAUAUCUGAUAAAUACAAUUGAAAAGAGUUUUUUUUAUUUCAUAUGCAGCUGCUUCUAGAAACUUUACUGUUAAUUUUGAAUUACU